CCUUGUAGUACAGACAGAAGGUACGCGCUCGAGGACAAUUCCUCGAACACGGGACCCCUCUUUUACGUCCCUUCCGAUAGACGAAUCAGUUCCAACCAAGGUGUUCCCAGGGUUAGAGGCGGGGUCUCACAGUUACCGACAAACCAGGAGCUCAUUUGUGACGCUGAUACCAAUAAAGCCACAGGGACAUCUUUGUGACUAGGACAGGACAAAUGUUCCCAGAGUCUCAUCUUAUACGCACUGGAACAGCUGUUAGAUGGGGUGUUGCCAGUCCAAGGUCACGGUAAGCCAUCCGGCUAGAGACCCUGGAACCUGCGACCUUCAGCAGAAGGUUACUCCUAAGCAAGAUGGCGGAGAUGACACGUUCGACACUGUAGAAGCUGUGGGUCUUGAACCCUUAUCUGGACUGCCGAUCGAAGACAGUAAGUCUUGGCCUACAUCCGAUCAUCAUGGUUUCACAAAACGCUGUUCUGCAAAGUGUCGUAAGGGGGCGCUCGAUGAAGAGAUCCUAGAUGUAGAGCGAACGGUCAGAACAUGUUGGGAAGAGAUAGAAGAACAAUGUAGGACCUGCCCGGGAGAACAGGGAGAGGUGCCUAGUCAAGUACAAGCCGGCUGGCAAGUAGUGCGAGUCUUCGUAUCGUCCACAUUUGCAGACUUCCACUCGGAACGGGAAGCACUGGUCAAAAAGGUGUUUCCUGAAUUGCACGAGUGGUGUAAGGGUCGCCAGCUACACCUGGUGGAAUGUGACCUGAGGUGGGGGGUCCCCAAGGACUCCACCUCACAAACAACCAUCAGCAUCUGUCUGGAGGAGCUGGACAGGUGUCUCAAGGAGACAGAUGGGCAGCCCUUCUUCUUGGCCAUGCUGGGAGAAAGGUACGGCUGGAUCCCCUCCAUCCAGGACGUCUCGGAGGAGAUCAGGGAAAAGUACAGCUGGGUGGACCACCUGUCAAUCACCCACAUGGAGAUAGUCCGAGGUGCUGUUCGCUCCAACAACCCCAACGCCGCGUUCUUCCUCAGGGAUCCUGACUUCCUGAAGGACUUACCUCAGGACCAGCUCGCCAACUUUGUGGACACAGCAGAACUUAAUACUCAGCAACAAAAGGAGCUCAAGUCUUACUUGAGAACGAAGUUUCGCAGCCAGGUGUACAGUUACAAGUGUAAAGUCGGCAAUGUUACAGAGUCGGAGGUUCAUUUAUCUGGACUAGGAAAAUUUUGCAAGCAAGCGGUGAAGAUUCUAAAGACUGCGAUUGGCAGAAGAUAUCCAGAAUCCAGGGGAAACAUGUCAGUUCGUGACCAAGCUGCCCUGCCACACACAACCUUCAUGGAACAGAAAGGGCGUUUCCUGACAGGUCGCGAUGCGGAGAUGCAGAGGGUCGUGAAGUUUGCCCUGUCCCAUUGGGCCAGCGAACCUUAUCAAGAUGUCUGUAAGGUGAAUGACCAGUCGGACGUUUCCGGCGAGAUCCCGGAUGUUGACGAACGACCUGUGCUGUUCGGCGCGAGUCUUGAGCCCGUGUCACGUGACCGGAGCCUGAUGGUGGUACUUGGAGAGUCUGGCACAGGGAAGUCACUGUUCAUGGCGCGAUGUGCGAUGGAGAUAAGGAAGAAAACGAAGAAUUUUCUCUACCAUUUUGUUGGUUGCUGUCCAGAGUCGCUCGAUGUUAAUAACAUCCUUCUGCGCCUGCGUGGACAUAUGGAAAUCGAGCAAUGUGACAUCGCGGGAGAGUUUGGUGACUUCAAACGCCUCAAGUUGCAGAGAAAACCGUCGAAUUAUCUGAACAAAUGCCCCCUGAACGAGAGCAGACUCGUUAUUUUGAUCGACGCGAUUAACCAUAUAUCAGACAGCAAGACGCCAUCUCACCUCGAAUGGCUGCCGCCAGAGUUGCCAGGCAACGUCAGAUGCAUCGUCAGCACAAGCAUAGAUCCUGCCACCUUGCGGAAACUGAGAGAACGACAACCACCUCCAUGCGAAAUGAAGCUGCUUGAUCUCGACCAGCAAGCAAGACGCAACAUUGCGACGACAUAUUUCAAGGAAUACAAUAAGAUUCUAGACGAUGAGCAGCUGGAUCUCCUGACGUCAUCAGCAGGUGCAGGCAAUCCUGUCUGGCUGGCCAUGGCGUGUGAGGAACUCAGGGUGUUUGGAGACUUCAGCAGGCUUACUGAAAAAAUCAAAUCCCUGCCUGACUCCAUGGAGGGCCUGAUGCACACCUGCAUUACCCGAGUCGUGAGGGAAGACGACACUGGAUGUGUUGAGAAGAUGCUGUGCCUGAUCGAGUGCUCCCAGCUUGGUCUGCAGGAGCCAGAGUUACAGUUGUUGCUAGGCGACCCUGAGACAGCCACGCCCUUACCUGCGCUGACCUGGGGCCAGGUGCUGAGGAGUCUGAGACGUUUCCUGAGGAACACGGCCGGGUACCAGAACCUUCCAGUCCUGGGGUUCUUCCAUCAUUCCAUCAGCAAGGUUGUACAGAAAAGUCUCAUCAGGACCCCAGCAGUUCGACAAAGCUACCACAACGUCCUUGCAGCCUACUACCAGGGUCAAUGUGCUGUCCAGCAGCUGGUGGCCAGGAAGCUACCGUACCAGCUCCAGAAGACUGGGAUGAACAGCAAACUUGUGGCGUUUUUACAGAAGGAUCCAAGAUCAUUGUACAUGACAACAGCGGACAGACAGACGUACAUCAAUGGGGUGAGAUGUUCAAACAAGAUUCCCAUCGAGGAGCUCGGUCUCAGAGCAGCCAUUGUGUUGUGCAAAAUGUGUGCAACUAAGAAUAAGGCCUUCAUCCAAUCCAAGGAACUGAACAAGGAUGUUUGCGUCAUCUGUGGACAGAGAACGACAGCUAAGUCCCUCAACCAACAGGUUCACUUUUGUGCCCUCCAUGACCCACCAGACACAGAAGGGAAAGACUGGUGUAUUUCCUGUGAGCAAAGCGGGAGGAAGGUCACGACAAGCAGCAGGGCCCAUCUUUGUGUCCAGUGUAGCUCCAACUCUUUAGAAAACACAUGUGCAAAACUUCUGGUGUAGCGGUAGCACACCAAGUUUGCAAUUGUACAAAUCAGUAGCAUGAUAAUAUUGUGACAAUAGUAUGAUUGUCUAAAAGUAAUUAUACAUAGAUAUAUGAUUGUAGAAGAUAUUCAACAGAAUAGUCCCAAAGAAACACUAUCAAUUUAAUUCUCACCGCAAUUUUUAAAACUCACCAGUUGCAUCGAAAAAAUAGACUGCAGUAUUGACCUCGGAAGAUAGAUGUCGCUGUGAGAUUACCUUCCAACAUAUCCAUGUUUUCGAAAGCACUGCUUGGUACACGAAGUUGUUCCUUCUGUUCAAAGUUUUUUGACACCAUCGCCAGUUGAAAUGAGGACAGGUACAUUUCUGUGGCUUAAGAUGACCAUGUUAUUUCUACUGUUUGUGUGUGAAAUGAUUGCUUGCUAAGGAUUGGCAAGAAAAUCAGAUAAAUGUAGCAUGUUGCAAACUAGAUUAAUGAUAAUAAUAAUAUCAAUAAUAAUAUGAAGUCUAGAAUUAAGAGAGUACGUAGUAAAUAUGGAAAAAUAAAGACUCAAGACUAUGCUGUAAGUUGUGUUCAAAGACUUUAUAUUCUG
This is a messenger RNA of Branchiostoma floridae (Florida lancelet), 3588 nucleotides long. RefSeq names its product TPR repeat-containing protein DDB_G0287407-like. The record is from RefSeq and is a predicted model, not a curated record. The transcript has 16 exons. Gene Ontology annotation, cellular component: Cul4-RING E3 ubiquitin ligase complex. NCBI's taxonomy places the organism in Eukaryota, Metazoa, Chordata, Leptocardii, Amphioxiformes, Branchiostomatidae. Bases 257 to 3016 code for a protein of 919 amino acids.